Staurois parvus is the source of this 509-nucleotide messenger RNA. The record is from the annotation of a GenBank genome assembly. NCBI's taxonomy places the organism in Eukaryota, Metazoa, Chordata, Amphibia, Anura, Ranidae.
GGAUUGUCUGGCUCGACAGCGGGCAUCGGGUCAUCAGGUAUGACAGCGGACACUAGGUCACCAGGCAUCAGGUCAUUUGGCUUGCCAGCGGGCACCGCGUCAUCUGGCAAGGCAGUGGGGCACCAAGUCACCAGGUACGACAGCGGGCUCUGAGUCAAUUGGCACGACAGCGGGCACCGGAUCAGGUACCGGAUCAUCUGGAUCAACAGCGGGGCAUCGAGUCAACUGGCCUAAUAGGAUCGUCAGGCUGGAUCAGUUCAUCAUGCUGGGUAGAGGCAUUAGGCCGAGUAGAGGCUUCAGGCCGAGUAGAGGCAUCAGGCCGAGUAGAGGCUUCAGGCCGAGUAGAGGCUUCAGGCCGAGUAGAGGCAUCAGGCCGAGUAGAGGCAUCAGGCCGAGUAGAGGCUUUAGGCUGAAGAGAGGCAUCAGGCCGAGUACAGGCAUCAGGCCGAGUACAGGCAUCAGGCCGCAGGCAUCAGGCUGCGUACAGGCAUCAGUCUGAACCACGGGAA